Helianthus annuus (common sunflower) is the source of this 1944-nucleotide messenger RNA. RefSeq names its product protein IQ-DOMAIN 1. The record is from RefSeq and is a predicted model, not a curated record. NCBI's taxonomy places the organism in Eukaryota, Viridiplantae, Streptophyta, Magnoliopsida, Asterales, Asteraceae. Gene Ontology annotation, molecular function: protein binding. The transcript is spliced from 5 exons. The coding region runs from base 119 to 1717 and encodes 532 amino acids.
UAAAAAGUGUUUUGCUUUGCUUUGCUUGUUGCUCAUCUUCUCUCUCUGCUGUAAUGGCAGCUUCAUUAUUAUUAUUAUUAUUAUUUUCAUAGCUUUCUUCUACAUCAUUUCAUUAUCAAUGGGUAAGAAAGGUGGAUCUUCAUGGCUCACCGCUGUCAAAAGAGCUUUCCGAUCUCCUUCUAAACCAGACUCCGAUAAAAAAACUACUCCCACUAAAACUCCACAACAUCAUCUUCAUCAUCAUCAUCAUGAAGAAGAAGAUGACAAGAAACGAGAAAAGAGGAGAUGGUUGUUCCGAAAGGCGAAUACGGCCCCAGAAAAUGCAACAGUAGCAGCUGCUCCGUUGCCGAAGGUGGCUAAUGCGGGCGUUUCAGUAGAAGCGCCCGCUGCGGAGCAGAGGCAUGCUGUUGCGUUGGCUGCCGCAGCUGCGGCAGCCGCCCAGGCCGCAAUGGAAGUGGCUCGGAUGAGUAGGCAGACGGCUAGUUAUUCUAGGGAGCACUAUGCAGCUAUUAUAAUACAGACGGCUUUUAGAGGUUAUCUGGCGAGGAGAGCUCUUCGUGCACUUAAAGGGCUGGUAAAACUGCAAGCAUUAGUGAGGGGUCACAAUGUGAGAAAACAAGCUAAAAUGACACUUCAAUGCAUGCAAGCUUUGGUUAGAGUGCAGGCUCGUGUUCUUGAUCAACGCUUGAAGCAAUCCGAUCAGAGUAGUCGAAAAUCUACGUUUAGUGACACUAAUAGCGCAUGGGGUUCGCGUUAUCAUCAAGAUAUUUCUGACCGCAGAUCUAUGUCACGAGAUGGAAGUAGCGUCGCUGAUGAUUGGGAUGAACGCCCGCACACUAUCGAAGAAGUGAAAGCAAUGCUUCAUCAUAGAGCUGUUGCUAGACGUGAUAAGACCUUAUCGCAAGCCUUCUCUCAAGAGGAAAAGAUGCGAAACGGUAGGAAUCCAUCAAUGGAGAGUGAUAACGAGCUCGGUCUUGGAGAUAGACACCAAUGGCUAGAUAGAUGGAUGGGUUCGAAACCAUGGGAAACCAGGCCCAUGGCUCGCGCCUCAACAGAUCAACGAGACGGUAUUAAAACAGUGGAAGUCGACACGUCACAACCUUACUCAAACUUACCACCUAACCAUUACAGAAGAUCAAGUUAUCAAUACAACCUCCACCACCACCACCACCAAAAUCCACGAAAUUCCUCCGCCUCGCCUCUCCACCGAGCCCCCGUAACACCUUCACCAUCCAAAACACGGCCUAUACAAGUGCGAUCCGCCAGCCCGAACUAUGUUAGAGACGACAGAAGCUAUCACAGUACCAAAAGUCAAACCCCGAGUCUACGGUCAAACUACAGUUUCAACUCUACAUUACAUCAACAACAUAGGGGUUCAACCAGUGGAGGGUCAAUGCCUAACUACAUGGCUGCAACCGAGUCAGCUAAGGCUCGAGUCCGGUCCCAAAGCGCACCCAGACAAAGACCUUCGACCCCUGAACGGGAUAGACCCGGGUCAGCCAAGAAACGCCUAUCUUUCCCAGUUCCAGACCCGCAUAGUGGACGUGUAUACAACCAACAGAACUUACGGAGUCCAAGCUUUACGAGUGUGAACGAACCAUACGCGUACAUGGGUAUCGAGCAGCAGUCUAACUACUCAUCUUAUUAUACCGAGAGCAUCGCAGGCGGCGAAGUGUCUCCUUGUUCGACUACCGAUCUUAGGCGGUGGCUGCGGUGAUUAAUCUAAUAAUAAAAGAUUAAAAUCUAACUUUGGUCAAUUUAUUUGAUUAAGAUCUAAGAUAAGAAGAUGUUUGAUGGUUGUUUUGAUUUUCAAUUGUUUAGUUAAAAUGCUGAUAUAAUUCAUUAGUUUUGGUCAAGGUAGAAACUACAAUAGGAAAAGGUUAAAGUGUGGUGUGUGGUUGUGAUUAAUUAAUUUUUAUAUAAUUGGAUGUGCAAUUUGUUGUA